GGCCUCAUUAAUAUAAGAUUCUAUAAAUACUAAGUAAAUUGUGAAUAUUAUUUUAGAGUUGAAGAGAAUAUUCAAGAACAUACUUGUUCAUAAUCCUACUGCCAAAUAAGAAUAGAAAGUACAUUAUGUUGCUUCUAUUUUUGGUGACAUUACAACUAUAUAUUAUCGGAGUUUUCGCUGAUAAUAUGGAUCAUUUCCGUCCCGCAAUAAAUCCAGUUGAUGUAAAAACAUAUGAAAACAAUUUUGGAUGGACUGUAGGCAUUUUUAAACGCACAUUUUCUUCGAGAAAAAAUAAUGAGUAUGAAUAUAUUUGUCAAGGUGCACUCAUUAAUCCGAAAAUUGUUUUAGCACCAGGCCUAUGUAUUGUAAAAGAUACAAAAUUAUCACAAUUAAAAGUUCGUGGAUACGAUCCAAUAAACAAUGAUCUACAGAGAGAUAGUGCUUUACCAAUUUCAUAUGUCAACCGCAAUAUUAUCAAAGUUUUCUACCAUUGGAAAACAGAUAAUGGAAGUUUCAGUAGUGUGUCUAAACGUAAUCUCAUUAUGAUGGUUCUUGAUCGAGGUAUAAUACAUUAUCCAGCAAUUGGAAUUUUACAGCCAACAAUGAGAAGAAGUGUAAAUAGGAUUGGAUGCCUUCUUGUGAGUCUUUUCGAAGAUGUUCAAGGUCUCAUUGUACACAAAUUGGAUGCAAUAUAUACAGAAAUUUCACAAUGUCAAUCAAGAUCAUUUAUUGAGCCGACAAACAAUGCAGAAUUUACAGAAACAUCUAGAACAACACUCUGCACUCCUUUCUCCAAACCCAAUGAACAAGCAUUACCACUUGGUAGUACUUUAAUAUGUCGAUACAAUGAAGAUCCAGGCAGCUACUUUUUAACAGGAAUGCUAUUAGAUCAAAAUCAAUAUUGGACUAAACUCGUUAAAUUGGAAAACACAGCAUCGUGGAUAAAUAAAACAUUAAAUGAAUAUAAAAUUAAUAUCAAAAUAUACACUGAAUAAUAUAUUUCGUUUUGAUUAUAAAUAUAUGUAGUAAUAAUGAAUAUUCAAUUAAAUGAAAAUAUAAUAUUAUACUCAUAA
Molecule: messenger RNA, 1073 nt
Organism: Microplitis demolitor
Lineage: Eukaryota; Metazoa; Arthropoda; Insecta; Hymenoptera; Braconidae
Exons: 5
Coding region: 126-995 (289 amino acids)
Source: RefSeq, a predicted model, not a curated record